Molecule: messenger RNA, 2730 nt
Organism: Fusarium redolens
Lineage: Eukaryota; Fungi; Ascomycota; Sordariomycetes; Hypocreales; Nectriaceae
Exons: 5
Coding region: 290-2641 (783 amino acids)
Source: RefSeq, a predicted model, not a curated record
GUCAUGGCUUACCCACCUGGGGUCCCAGUUUCGGUCCCCCUUCUGCCUUCAUCACCACAAAGGGCGUUCUAAUUUCGACACCCACUGCAUCUGCUUCAUCGUCGUCCACAAUGGACCUAUCCCUUGUCGCCCAGAAUAGCCGUACCCGAACUGACAUGGCUUCUUCAGUGUAUAAGUGGCAGCGUUGCCUCUGCCUUCGACGCCUCUACUCCCCCAUCCACGUUCGCUCGAGACGGUUUAUCGCUGAUUGUGGUCUGUCUACCCUCUCGAGCAGAUGUCUACCAACAUGAUGACCGCACCACGAUCUGCGGCCGCAGGCGGUCUACACAAGAACAACGCCGUCUUUCUUCAAAGCUUUGCUGUUCAGGAAGCCAAGUGGCGAGCGGCGAAGCAAAAGCCGACGCUCUCGAUUAAAGAGCACGCUGCGCACCGGGCGCAGCUGACCGACGUUCUCUUCAUCAAGCCCAAGUACUCCGGUGAAACCGAGAUUAAUAUCAGCGGCAUUUUCAGAAAAUGGCUGCGGUACUGCACCGAUCUGGAAGUUGGUGACUGGAAAGCAACGAUCCAAAAUCUCAAACGCGAAACGACGCAGGACUUCGUCCUCUACAUGUGCGAACGAUAUAACAUCACAUCAUGGGGCAGCAUCGAGGAGUAUAUUCGACAAUUCCAGCAGCUCUACACUACUGUCAACGGACGGUACAUGGACAGGAACCACUCCAAGGAGGUCUAUAAGUAUUAUCGUCGCGUUUGCAUCCCUCGAUUUGGCCAUCGCCCACCGAACAUCGAUGGCAAGCCGGUGCUCAACGUGGACAACCUGCGUGUCAUUCUGACGUUUAACAUCGCCUUCGACACCUCAAUCUUCCCCGGUGAACGGCACCGCAUCAGUCUAGCCGGCUGCUACCAGCUCUUGUGCUAUACCGGAGCGCGACCUGCCGAGCUGGUAGAUGGCGAGCGGAAGAAGCCAAAAGACAACUCUCUGGAUGAACUCUUUGGCCACAAGACUAGCCACUCAUCUUCCAUGGAAAACGGUACAGAUCCUGAGCUGUCUUCUAAUGAGAAAGCCAAUCUAGUCGAAGGCCUUCUCACGCAGGAGACCAUGGGACGCGGGCGUCCCAAGGCCCUCUGUUACGAAGACAUAUUGAUGAUGAUCGUGCGGCACCCCGUGACCGGACGGUGCAUCCCGGCCAUGGCCAUCAAGUUCAUACAUCACAAAGGUGCCGAUAACAAGCCUAGGCCGACCAUCUUCUUCUUCACUCCCACCAGGAAGCUCCUCUUCUGUGCUGUUUCCACGAUCCUCGCCCUUGCCCUGCAUGACGACGCCUUCGAUGCGCCAAGCUUGACAACUGCCUCAGCAAUAUUUGGAUCGAGACCGCCAUCCUACAUGGUCUGCACGCCCCUCCGCUGGAAGGCGUCCAAGUUGAAGAUCCCAGUCUUCCGUCGGUAUCGUGGGGCGAACCUCUCCGAGGACGAGGCCAUGCUUUAUUCCAAGCUCCGAGACGACAUCGGUGACCAGAGUCUCAACUCAGGACACGAGAGACGAUGGACACCUAGGUUUGCGCGUAGAGGUGCCAGCAAUGCCGCCAACGGAGACGCGCCAGAUUCGGUACGUGACCAGAUGAUGCGUCAUGACCCCCAAUUCGCGACAUUUCACCACGCCUAUCUUAACGAGAUCGCCAACUUCGACCUCCAAAAUGCAUUUCUGGAGGAAGAGAAGCAGAGCCAGCUAUUCCGACUGUUCGCCCACGUGAGUCUCACGCGCGAUCCUCGAGCCACCGCCGACAUGGUCCCCGAGGAGGUGUGGGCAAGUCUCCCGCCCGAUCCGGAGAUUGUCAAGCUCGAAGAGGAGCGCGCCGAACUUAAAGAGGGCAACUAUCGGAUUGAUGGUCACAUACACGAAGAGAAGAUCCGGCAGCUUACCCAAGAAAUCCGCAAGAAGCGUUCGCAGCGUGAUAGGCAAGUCGUUAAGCAAUACCGUGAGCAUUACUUCUAUAACCGUCCGACCUGGGACAUUGAAAGACAAGCCCAAGGAGAAGAGGAGGAAGAGUUCUCAGAGCCUAUCAUCAAUGUCACCAUCCCAGAACGCGCCAGAUUAGGAGAAAUCUUCUGCCACCAGCCCGAUGACUUGACUGAAGAUCAAAUCUUCCAGCUUAAGAUUGAAACCGUCGAUCUUAUGGUGGCUCUCUGUGACAAAAGAGAGACUAUCAAGCGCAAUUGUAUUCAAGAGAGACUCAAAGCCUACCCGUCCGUAAAGACAGAGCCUCUCGAAAUAGAACACGAAACGUCGCCUAGCCCCAAUCGGUUCCCUCUGCUCCUACAUGCCGCGCAAUGCCCCGAUUGUAUUGGCGAUGAGCGACUCUCUUGUGAAGAGCGUACCUUUACAUACUGCCGUCCGACUGUCAUGAACGACCAUUUUGAUGAUCAGCAUCUGACGAAACGCGAGCAAGCUGAGCGGAGCGGUGAGAAGAUACGGUGUGAGCAUCCCAAGUGUCGAGACCUCAAAUUUCAACAUAUAAAUCACUUCCGGAACCAUGUUCAGAAAGUCCAUGGUGUUACUCUACGGUCGUCAGAGCAAGUGCAACAGAGGCGGCAGCGAAAGGAAAGGCGUCGCCAAAUGGUUAGGAAACAGGGCCUACUAGUAUAAUAGAGAGUAGAUAUAGACCAGUCGUUAGUGUACAGUAUAAGAAAACUCACUGAGUGUCAUCCAACGUCUGCUCAUGCUUUAAAUCGACG